Messenger RNA from Oncorhynchus masou masou (cherry salmon), 443 nucleotides. RefSeq names its product cholecystokinin-like. Gene Ontology annotation, biological process: digestion. The record is from RefSeq and is a predicted model, not a curated record. Gene Ontology annotation, cellular component: extracellular region; axon. Gene Ontology annotation, molecular function: neuropeptide hormone activity. The transcript is spliced from 4 exons. Lineage: Eukaryota; Metazoa; Chordata; Actinopteri; Salmoniformes; Salmonidae. Bases 30 to 443 code for a protein of 137 amino acids.
CUCUCUCUGUCUCCAUCUCUUUACUGAAGAUGACUGCAGGGUUUUGUAUGUGUGUUCUGCUGGUGGUCCUGUGCACUAGCUGUUCAGGACGCACACACUUCUCUCCCCCCCUCCAAGAGGGCAGCCCUGCCCUGCCCCCUCCCUCUGAAGCACGUCUCGAAACCAAAGCCCACUUCCUCUCCGAGCCAUACCUCAGACAUACUCCCUCCUCUCCUUUGGUCAAUACCAACCCAUAUAUGGGAGAAGGCAGAGUCUCCAGAGCCAAACUCAGUGAACUGUUGGCUCGACUCAUCUCCUCACAGAAAGGUUACAUCAAUGGGAACUCAACAGUGAACAGCAGAGCCAGCGGUCUCAGUGCUAACCACCUGAUAAAAAACCGAGACUACACCGGGUGGAUGGACUUUGGCCGCCGCAGCGCAGAAGAAAACGAGCACUCCUUGUAG